This is a messenger RNA of Lymnaea stagnalis (great pond snail), 7937 nucleotides long. NCBI's taxonomy places the organism in Eukaryota, Metazoa, Mollusca, Gastropoda, Lymnaeidae. The record is from the annotation of a GenBank genome assembly.
UGUUCAACGAGUAAUAUAUAUAAAAUGGAUAAAGAUUUAGUCUCGAAGUCAGUGUUCACAGAAGUUGGUGUAGAUGACUUCAUUGUAAGACUAGAAAAAGCAGCAGCCAUAUUCUUGGAACUGCUACAAGAAAGUCAGUAUUUCCAUACACCCCUCUCUUCAAUCUCUCUUGUCUGCAAAGUUAUCAAAUUUAUUCAUGCAGACAAUAAUCUCAAGGAGUUUUGGCUAAAACAGGAAUAUUUUGGAAUAAAUCCUACACAAGAUGAUAAACAGAGCAAAACAGGAUCAGAACUGUCAACAAAUACUGCUUCAGAGAAAAGCGCCACUGAAAAUUAUACAAAUAAUAAUAAUUUACCACAAAACAUAGGUGCGUUUGUCCGAACAACAAGAAGUAGUAAGUCAAGAAAUAUAAAUGCUUCAAUUAGUGAAAACAGUUCACAUUCAUUUGACUCUAAUUAUAAAAAUGAUGGUCCUAAAACUCCAAAUGUUUAUAAUCAGUGUGUUGCUCAGGUGGAAGAAAACACAUCUAAUCAAGUCAUAGAUUUCCAGUGCACAUACUGUAAUAAGAGAUUCAUAGAUCGCAGGAACCUCAAAUCUCAUUUAUGGCUCCAUGAGAGAGAGAAAAGCUUUAAGUGUGACCAGUGCAAUAAAAUGUUCCUACGCCCUCAUCAGUUGACACGUCACAAACGAGUCCAUACAGGAGAGAAGCCGUAUCCAUGUGCAAUUUGUGGGAAACAUUUUACAGAUGUGUCUAAUCUAAACAGACACAAGCGACGGGAACAUCCGAACGAUGCCAGUUAUCUCAGGUGUGAGGAGUGUGGUAAGGUGAGACGUACUUGAAGUUUAUAUCAUAAGGGCAAGUUAAUACCACAUCUUGUAGUGUCUUUUAUUGCUUUGGCAGUAAAGACAACUUUCCUGGAAUACAUUUUUGAGUAAUAGGUGAUUUUUAGCAUAUGAUGAUACAUUAACAGGUUUCUUUCUCAAUACUUUUAAUGGUCAGUAACCACUGAUUAAGUUAAUUGUUAUGUCUUCAUCAUUUGCCAAAACAUUUAAAUUUGUAUUUGUUACCAAAAUUGAAGCUUGAAAUAUAUUUUUUUCUUUACACAAAUUGUUUGUAUCUAUCUCAUUAAUCUAAUUAAAAGCUUUAUCACAGUCCAAGACUUUUAUGAUGAAGUUAAGUGGUUUAAUAGAGAUGUAUUUAAACUUCUUUGAAUGUUUAUCAAAAUAUAUUUAAAAAAUGGAAAUCACCAAAUGAAAAACAUUUUAACUCAAAAGUUUUAAUCAAUUACAUAAACAAAUUUGAUUAAUUAUCGACUUAAUAAUUUUGUCUCUUUAUUUUAAUACACCCUCUAGGAAUCAGAAUCGAAAUCUGACCUGCAGCUUCAUCUCAAAGAACACAGAAAAGAAGUCACAGCAUUUAAUGAGGAAAAUGACAGUUCCUUGAUUAAUGAGAGAAUGGGACAGGAAAGAACUGCGAAGAACAUGCAGAAUUUUGGUAGAAAAAGUCCAACAAAAAAGCAAAGAGACAAAGAGGCAUACUUGUGCCAGAUUUGUGGAAAAGUAUGAGUCAAACAAUUACUGUACAGGAAUUCAUUACCUUUACUGACUGAUCAAAACCCUCAAAUUAUUUUUUCAUUCACUUAAAUCAAACACUUAAUCCUGAAACCAAUUUCACUAUAUAAAUACACAUUUAAAAUGCUUCAGAACUGAAGAAAAUAAGAACAUUAAUAAAACUUCAAUGUUUUCAAGGCUGAUUUGUAGAAAUUGCAAUGGUAUAUAUUUAUGUUUCUUACAAUACGGCUUGAGUAUAAUUUGCCUGCUUCUCUUUUUUCAGGCUUUAAAUAAGCGUGCUGCCCUUUUGGCCCAUAUGAAACGACACAUCAGUAAGAAAGACUUUCGAUGUGAGUUUUGUAACAAGGUAUACACAGAGCUACAAGAGUUGAAGGUUCACCGCCAGGAGCACACAGGCGAACGACCUUUCAAGUGCAACCAGUGUGGCAAAGGAUUUAAAUCCAGAGGGACGCUGCGAUCUCACCUGGCAGUUCAUUCUGGUAAAAAAUAAAUGUGUCCAAAAAGUAUAACCUAUCUUCCUUUACGGGCCAAGUUGAGCAGAGGAGUCUCGGCGUUAUAUGGCACAGAAAGUUUGUGCGAGUUGUUCGCGUUAAUAGAUGAUCAGUUUUCAUUAUGAUGUACCAUGCCACAGGGGCAUGUGCUGUCAAGGAUCUCUCUACAUUUUGUACCAGGCCACAGGGGCAUGUGCUGUCAUGGGUCCCUCUACAUUUUGCUCUAUCUGUCAUUGCCCUCUAAAUUCAUCAUUGACAUUCUCAUCCCCUCUGGUCCUUGUAUUUUAAUCUCUCCACUAUUUUUUAUAGUGGCACAAUAGAACAGUGGAUUGCAAAUUUGCUGUGUUCCUGAAUGGGGCAGGAAAUUUACUUUCAUAUUACAAAACAUAAAGUUUUAUACCAAAAUGAGCAGAUACUUUCAAAGAAAAUCUUGUUGUAGAGCCCUCAUGUGAAAUAUAUACAGACAGUUGCUUGCUGAGUUAAAAAUGUCAUGUUUCAUUGUUUGUUGAUGUAGAGCUGUCAAUAGGAUACACAUAGUUGUUCGUUGAUGUUUCACUUUCAUAGGAUACACAUAGUUGUUCGCUGAUGUAUCACUUUCAUAAGAUACACAUAGUUGUUUGUUGAUGUAGAGCUCUCAAAUAUAUAGUUGUUUGUUGAUAAAAAGCUCUAAUGGGGAAAUAUAAAGAUCAUUGUUAAAUUUGAUUGCAGGUGAACAGCCCUACAGUUGUGAUGUGUGCGGGAAAUGUUUCUCUCAAACUUCAGGUCUGAACCUUCAUAAACUGAAGCACACAGCAGAGGAGGAGAGGACACAUGGUUCACUUGACACAAGCCAAUACAACUGUGAUAUAUGUGGGCGGGUAGGUUGCUGUACAACCAUCAACACUAAAGCCAUUGGAAAAAAUAAAAUAAUUGUCAUUUGAAAUUUAUAAAAUCAUCUCCUUCAUACUGUAUUCUGAAAUAUAUGGACCUUGCAAUGAGUAUUUUUCAUUCCCUAUAUUCCGGGCAGGAUUUUAAAAAGUCAGUCUCAUUGUUAACUUAUACAGGUAAUAAGAUGCCAGAUUGUCAUUUCUUGUUAGUGCAACUUACAAUAUUCUUGGAUCAUUUAUCAGUAUAGUUAUAAGUCAGAUGAAAAUUUUACUGGACUGGAAAGUUUUAAAGAAUUUUGUUAAUUGCAGUGCUACAAGACAAAGUUCCGUCUGCAGCUCCACAUUAAAUCCCAUGACAGCUCACGUGAUGUGUCCUGUGAUUUUUGUGACAAGAAGUUCCAGUCCGCCCAGGAUCUUGGCAUUCACCGCCGCUCUCAUACCAAGGACAAGUACUCCUGCAGGGUUUGCGGAGCCAGCUUCAAGUCUAGAAGUGUCUACUACUUCCAUACCAGGACCCACAAAAGUAAAGUGUGAAAAAAAAUAUCAGACUUUUUCAGUUCUGACAUGAAAAAAAAUCUCUGCACCUGUGGUUCCAACACCCCAUCUUGACCAAUACAAUAUUCUUGGGUUACUCCAUAUUUCAUAAGGCUGUAUACAAUAUUCUUGGGUUGCUCCAUAUUUCAUAAGGCUGUAUACAAUAUUCUUGGGUUACUCCAUAUUUCAUAAGGCUGUACAAUAUUCUUGGGUUACUCCAUAUUUCAUAAGGCUGUAUACAAUAUUUUUGGGUUACUCCAUAUUUCAUAAGGCUGUAUACAAUAUUCUUGGGUUACUCCAUAUUUCAUAAGGCUGUAUACAAUAUUCUUGGGUUACUCCAUAUUUCAUAAGGCUGUAUACAAUAUUCUUGGGUUACUCCAUAUUUCAUAAAGCUGUAUACAAUAUUCUUGGGUUACUCCAUAUUUCAUAAGGCUGUACACAAUAUUCUUGGGUUACUCCAUAUUUCAUAAGGCUGUUUUAAGCCUAUCCUUUAAAUUAAAAUUGUCAUUUGUUAAAGACAAGAAAAAAUGUCAAGGAUACUAAUUACUGUUAAAAUUGCCUGUUUUUUUUUGUUUUUUUUUUGAGAACAAGAACUCUUUGUUUACCUCUACACUAAAUGAUUCUAUUUUCUUAUGACUUCUGUCAGUUGAAAGACCUCACAUGUGUACCUCUUGUGGGAAGUGUUUUGUCAGUGCCACUGACCUGAACACACACAAGCGCAGACACAAGGCCAAUCACGAUGACAAGUAUCAAAGUGACCACAGCUUUAUUUGUAAACUCUGCGGUAGAGUAAGUGACAACUAUAUUUUGUAAACUCUGCGGUAGAGUAAGUGACAACUAUAUUUUGUAAACUCUGAAGGACAAUCUCAGUCUAACCAGUAACACAUUUUUGUCCUGGAAUCUAAUUCUUUAUAAUAUUUAAGUGUGACAGAAUCUAAAUGUGGUCAAUUACCCAUUAAACCCAUUUUGAGCAAUUUUAAGAGAUGAAAUCAUGAAUAUCCAACUUAAUUUUUCUGAGACCCAUUCAAAAUGUGAUACCAACUAGGACUUGCAUGCUCCUACUGUAGGUCUAUGGGCUGUAAAUAGCAUUAAAGAUACAACAUAGGCAGAAUCUCACAUUGCUAAACUUUAUGCAAAUGACCUAAUCAGAAUCAAGCAUUAAGUUUUCUUGGCAACACAAAAAUCAGAAUAUAAGUUUUCACUUUCAAUUAAUCUGCUUCAUUUAAUUAGUGUAAAAUUAACUUAAAAACACAACCAAUAAAGUUCAGCUGUCAUUCAAAAAUCAUCCUAUAAACCCAAUUGCUCCAAGAUAACGGUAAUAAUUGAACUUAAAUUAUUAUUAUCAUUUUUUUUUUAUUUUUUUUUUUUUUACAGAUUUACAAGAUGAAAAACAGUUUGAUCAUCCACAUGAAAAUACACCAAGGCAUCUUCGACCACCCGUGUGAUUUCUGUGAGAAGAAGUUCAAGUCCCACGCAGAGCUCAGGCACCACAGGCGCACACACACACUAGAGAAGCCAUACAUGUGUGAGACAUGCAACCGAAGUUUCUCAAGACACAGCACAUUGGUGAACCACAGGAGGACACAUUCAGGUGCGUAAAAUGGUUACCGGAAUUUAAUCAAAAGUUAUUUCGUCGAUUGUUAAUCGAUCAAUGGAAAUUUGAUCAAAUGAAAAUUUGGUUGAAUCUUUCUUUCAGUUCAUGCGUUAAAAUUUUUGCCAAUUUUCUUUUUUAAAGCACUAUACUAUAUAGUAAAACCAAAAAAUGCGUUCAAAAAGAAAUUUGAAGCGAAAUUUUAACGUAAAAACUGAAGAAAAAAAAAGACUAUCAAAUUUCCGUUCGAUCAAUUUAAUGCCGAUGAAAUUUCUUUCGAUCAAAUUUCCAGAUACGGCGUCAAAUGGAACGCGAUAGAUUUUUGGUCCAGCUGUCUUAGCCAAAAGUUUGACAAUUAUUAAUCUUGAUGGGUACAAAUGAUACUGGUAGUGAAAAUUGAUUUUUAAGGUUGUGGUUUUCCAGGUUUUCAGGUUAAGAUUGUUCAUAUUGCCAUGCUUAAUAUUUGAAUAUGUUGGGAAAAGAUUCCUUUUAAUGUAGUCUCAACAUUUGGGUGUCAUACCUGAGAAAUAUUGUUAAAAAAUAAGAAUGGCAUCUAGUCAUAUGCAGUUCUGAUUUAUUCUUGUCCCAAACCCAAACAGGUGAACGGCCGUAUCUGUGCAUGUCAUGCGGGGCAGCUUUCAAACUGUCUUGUACCCUCAAGAAACAUGCUAAGAUUCAUGCGAGGGAGGCAGUGAGUGGAAAGGGGAGACCUGAACCUGGUUGGUAUCUACCCAGAAUUUUCACAGUGUUUGAAUGAAUUUAUUUAUAAUCUCUUUCAACUUGUCAAACUGCCUGGUGGGAGAUUCUCUCUGAUUGACAAUGGGCUUUAGUCAAAUAACUUUAUGACAAUGGGCUUUAGUCAAAUAAAUUUAAUAAGCAAUCUGUAACAAUAAUCCAUCAAAACUAUUCCCAAGACAUUCAUGAAGAACUCCACAUUGACACUUUAAACAAGAAAAGUUCCUCAUUUCUUUCCAUAAUUCCAAAGAUAAACCGUUUCACUGAUUUAAAUUUAAUUUAUUAAUUUUAAAUUUAACAAUUAUUCUUUUGCAACAAGAAAUCUGUUACUGAAAUUAAAAUGGGAAAACAAUUUCUAAUCUCUCUUAGGAAGAACCAGGGGCCCACGAAAGACAACAGCGAAGACCGUUACUUUGGAAACUCUGACAACAUUAGAGCAGCAGCCACAACAUCAGCUGGCGGACGAAAAACCACAAGAUCACCAUCACCAAGAACAACGACUGAUUUCUCUCCAUCCUACCUACCAACACACGGCCAUCGUUUUACCCCAGGUCCUUCCUAAACCACCACCCAUCGUCCUGGAACUUCGGGAACCAACCCACUUCAUUCAGGAACUCAAACCCAUGGUUGCAAACAUCGUGCACCAGGAAGACAAUCCCAACUACAUUCAGGAUGGAACGGUGGGUCACAUACUGGACACAAGGAACACUGGACAGCAGACUUUGCUGCCUCAGUCCAUAAGAGUGCUGGCGCCAGAGGAAAUGGAAGACAGGGAGCCCAGAGGCCACAUGACUGAUCUGAGAAAUUCCAUUUCCAACCCUGUUCAGAUUAACUCUGGCAACAACACCUUCACUGCAUAUUAUUACUACUAACUCUUGUUAAUCAUUAGUUAGAAAUAGAUAGAGCUGGCCGCCAUUGUUUAUGGUUCAAGGGGAUGGCAUUUAUGUUUAUGAAUAGCAUCUACAUCAGUAUCUAUGGACUUAACUAAUAACUACAGAGGACAAAAUUGAACUUAUAGAAAGAAAUGCAUUGCAACUUAAAACAUGGUAUGGCCGGAUCAGUGAUAGGGUGUGGUGGUAAGAUGACAUAUAGGCCUGUUGGGGUGUGGUGGUGGAUGCAAGUAGACCUAUGGACUGUAAUGUGGGGGUGUGGUGGUCAGAUGACAGGUUGACGAUGACAAGUAGACCUAUGGACUGUAAUGUGGGGGUGUGGUGGUCAGAUGACAGGUUGACGAUGACAAGUAGACCUAUGGACUGUAAAGUGUGAAUACAAUUUAUGCUAUUAGAACUAAUGGUAAUCCACAAAAUAUUUAUAAAAAAUUUUUUUUUUUAAAUUUCUUGCUUACGGAUACCAAAAUAAUAUACAUAUCUGACUUUGUGUAGAAAACUUACGGAUGCUCCAUCCAUGAAUGGUUACGAAGUACAGUAGCACACUCGGUUAUGUCGAUGGCCUCGGGGUUUGCCAAAGCAAUAUAUUAACAUGUGCUUGAAAUUUCUUUAUGUACAUGAUGUGCGUUAAUAAAUGCAGGUACUUCAGUAAAAAAAAAAAAAUAUAAUAAUUUUUUUAAUAUUACAGUUAUUUAGAGCAAAUUUCAAAUUUUUACAGAAUCAACUUUUUAACUUUAGUACUUUUUGAGCUACGAAUUUUUAAAGUGCGAGUUUGUUUGUAUUUCUACUAUGAACGAAGCCUCCACAUUUUGUGACCCCAUUCUGCUGAUCGUGUCUUGCGCAAUGACUAUAUAGUUUAUAUAAGGCAAUGCAUCCUUAUUACUAAAUUACUAUUUAGGGAAUACUUAUUUUGAACUUUCAACUUUGGCACAUGACUAUUUAAUUAAAGCUUUUCCUUAAAGCUUUUCCUGACCAAUGGUUUAAUAGCUUUCGCACACGGCAAACUCUUAUGAAUGAAACUCUGACGUGGUACCAUGACAAUGUUUUGCACAUAGCAAACUAUGAUCAUUUAUAAUAUGGACUCUCCUGGGUUUUUAAACUUCAAAUUGAAACAUAUUUAAAUGUUAUGCAUUUGCUAUAUUUAUUUAAAGAAUAUUUGUUAUUUGCACCUCAGAAUUGUGAUAUUAUUUUUUAAGUAUGGAUGAUAAGACCAUUGAUGAAACUGGCUAAAAUAAAUAGUUGACCUUUGAAUGAUAACAAG